Molecule: messenger RNA, 1446 nt
Organism: Durusdinium trenchii
Lineage: Eukaryota; Dinophyceae; Suessiales; Symbiodiniaceae
Source: the annotation of a GenBank genome assembly
AUGGGUGGCUUCUGGACGAAGCUGCUCCUGCUCGCCGCGGCGAGUGCGCGUGCAGAGGAGACCUGCGCUGCGGAUGGGAGCUGCACAAGCUCGAGCUCGCGAGACAAAGCUUGCCGUGAUGUGCUUGAGCUGGUGCCAGCAGGGACCAAGAAACUUUGGACACGAAGCGAGCCCGCCGUUGUGGCUGAUGCGGUUCUUGCGUCCAAUUGGGAUAAGGAGGCUUUCAGCUACCAGGGAAUGCGAUCUGCCUUUGGCGACACGGCCUUGAAGGUCUUCAGCCCAGCACAGGCGGCACUGCUGGAUGGGCAGACCUCGAGGCUGCACCCCUUGAGGCACAUCUUAUCGAAGUUGGGUGGACCACAGCAGAUCUAUGUCUUCGACAACGAUUUCUUUCUGAAUGCCAGUGCGCAAGCAAUUGCACCUAUACCAGAUUCCAAUCACCUGCUACAACAUGUCGCUUCGAAAAAACAGGAAUGGCUGCGGAUGAGCAAUGCGAAGGCCUUCUUGACCUUGGGAGGGCCCCUUUCAGGGACCCAGUUCCACUCCCAUGGCCCCGCGUUCCUGCUCUUGGCCUCCGGGAAGAAGCGUUGGUAUCUCCACCCGCCGGGGCGGUUCCCCAACCGCUCCGCGGUGGCGCUGCAUCGGCCGAUGACCUUCUUUGAGACCAAGGUCUUGGACGCCCUCGAGGACUCCGUGCCCCUCUCGUGCGUCCAAAGCGCUGGCGAUGCCAUCUUCGUGCCCGACGGCUGGUCGCAUGCCACGAUCAAUGUCGAAAAGACCCUAGGAGUCGCAUGGCAGCGGACGACCUCCGAGAUCGACAGCUGCAACUUGGGACACGACUACUGGUGCCUGGCUCAACGCUUCUCCUCGGCGGAAAAGCUCAGCCUGAAGAAACAAGGUCCACGCUACAAGGAGCUUUUUCUUGAAGCAGACCAGUUGACUGAAGGCUUCCCAGUGGGCUUCCUGCGACAUUUGACGCCCUAUUGGAAAACAUCUCCAGAAGAUGCCAAGGAGACCUUCAAAAGCCUUCGCCUGAAAGUCUUGAAGUUCCUGAAGGAUGCGCGGCGAUCCUCCGAUGAGGCACUGCUGGCAGCCGCGCUGCUGAAGCGGCUGGCGGAUGUGCUUUUUACCGUGCGAAAGGAUGCGCGGCGGGCCUCCGACCUGCUGGCAGCGGCCCAGAAGAAGGCGCCUGAGGCAGGUCAAGGUCCAGCAUUGGCGCGCUUGCUGGGGCAGCAAUUUCGCUGGAAGGAAGCCUCUGAGGCCUUGGAGCUGCACCUGGUCCACUUUCCCGAGGACUCAGGAGCUGUUCCUUGGGCAUGUCUGGGCUGGCCCGCAACUAUGCCCGAAAGCCAUAGGAUGCAAAAAAAGGUGUGCGACGCGUGUUUGGGAAGGCGAUGGCUGUCGACAGUCCUGACGAUCUGCCUGGGUCGGAUUGAGUAUGUGUAG